GAUGAGGUACUCAGAAGCACCACCAUAUUAAAGUCAUAUUGUGUUUGUCGCCUUCACUUUCCAUGAUCCCAACAGAGAAGGAAGUUCAAUGACGACGCCAAAAUCAUAAUUCCUUUCUUACAAGUGGCAGUGGUGGCAAAUCGCAUCAGACCACACCACCACACGCUAGCUCUUGCUGCGUCGUCCACUCCAGCAACGCGCAGAACCACGGCGCCAUCCGCGUGUCCUAGCGAAGGACCGCCUUUUUAGGGAUGCAGAUUUAAGGAUGUAAAUGACGUUGGGACUCACUAGUCCCACAUAUGCCAUCUACCAAGAAAAAUAAAAUAAAUGGCUUUUGUGGACGUCCAGAAAAAUUAACUGGCAUAUAUGGGUAGCCUAAAAAAGCACAUCUAGCCAGUGGCAGUCCACAACUUUCACCUCAACCGUAGCACGCCACCACAACUUCGCCAUGGCCUAGUUCGCAGCCAUCUCCACCGCACCCUGCCACGCCGCACACCGCGAGCACCUGCUUUUCUGCCAAGCCGGCGUCGGGGGCCAAGGUGACAGAUCCUAAAGCCUGCUCCGCCGCCUCCGACUUGGUUCGGCCGUCUCCUGCACCGCGGCGCUGGAUUCGCUCGCCGAAUCCUUCGGCUCCAUGUCGCCGUUGUCUCCAUGGUCACCACGAUGCUCAAUCCCGGCGACCUCCUCCCGGCCUCCUGCGACAAGGCCGUGUCUGUGUUGGCCGCCUUCGCGUCCUCCGAAGGCGAGCAGGCACCCAUCUCCACGAGGAAGGCGAGCGCGCACCGCCCCCGCGUUCCUCAUUCAAGGUCGCUGGCCCUGACACCGUCGCAGCGGCCUCUUCCUCUCCAGCAUCUCGUCGUCGGCCGCAUCCGGGAUGGCCUCGACCUCCUGCUGCUAGCUGCUGGUGCACGUCCUUCUCCAUACUUCUAUCUCCUGCAGUCCUGCUGCACCCUACAGCUGCCCCAUCUCCAAUGUGUGAAGUUCUACUUGUGACGGUACACAACUGCUGGCUGUAGCUUGAACUAGAGCAGAAAAAUUGUGACGGUACACAACUGCUGGCUGCAGCAGAUGGAUGGCUGCCGCCCACAAACCUGUAGAUUAUGGGUUCACGGCCACCGGCGCAGAACUUGUGGAUCAUUGCAUACCCAGCUGUACGUUGUCUGUCCAUGGCAUGGCUUCCGCAGCCCUCUGUGACCAGUGGCCAUGACAUCGCAGCUGCCCCUCCAACUGCCAUGGGCCACAAGCUCGACCGGCUUCUGCCAGAUCUUGUCAGACUCGGCCAGCCACAGGCCCCGACCCUCACCAGCAGAUGACCCCGAGGAUGGGCUUCAGGAUCCAGUUGGCCAGAGGCCCGACGCCAUGACACAAAGCGUCCACCCCUCGUCACUUCGCGGAAAGAAUAUGGAUUUGCAAUAACCCACUCAUUUGGGCAAACUCAGUAUUGGUUCCAGAAGCAAUUGGUAAACUCUUGAACACAGUAUUUGACCGGAAUAGUCGUCCACCGUAGGAUAGAAGCUUGCUUUUUCCAACAACUGAAUUUUUUGGCUAAUCGAUCCUAAACUCACCUCCAUUUCCCUAUUCAAGAGCUUGUGGUUAUGAAAUGGUAUGCCACGAUAUCAGAAGGACCCUGCUUCACAACCAAACAAUUUUGCUCUGGGGCACUAACGGUCAAUGUCCCACCGUGAAUGAACUGAGCAAUUCAUCCGCACCCCUCAGGUGCGGAAUCCUUCAUGCGGAAAGGUCUGUUCAAGAAACGGCCAUUUGACUUUAUGAUACGCCUUCCCAACCCACCUUCAAGAACACCCCUUUCUGAUGAAGCUUGUGAGUUGUUUCAUGCAAGGCCACCACCCCUCUUGGAUGUGUCAGCCUGGCAUGAUGAUCGUGUGGGUUGGUCAGAUUUCAUCAUGGAACAUUCCAAUGAAGCCAUAACUGUCCUUUUUGGUGAUUAUUUUAAACUGACAUUUAAGAAGAAAAUAGGGUCGCUACAUGGUCGCUACUCACUCCUGCGGAGAACAUGGAGUUUUUGGCUACUGGAUCUACCCGGUGGAAGAUGGUAGCACAGGAUAUCUACAACCGGUUUGGAUGGCGGUCCAAUAGUAGAAUAGAUGGAUAGAUUUGUAGUCCUAUUGUACGCCGGUUCUGGCUGUUUAUCUGUUCCGGAACUUCUUUGUAAGCUUGUUUUGAACUGCAGAUUUUUUUGUUUGAACUUUUAAUAAAGAGGGCGUAUGCAUCGCUCUGAUGCAGAGGCCAGAGGCGAGCCUCCUUUUCUAAAAAAAAAGAAAGAAAAUGGGGUGACGCUACUGAAUUUGUAUUUCAUCUUGUUUCGUUGGCAAGAGGGUAAUGAUCCAACUGAAAAAGAGACAGUGUCCCAUUUCGGAAA
Molecule: messenger RNA, 2380 nt
Organism: Hordeum vulgare subsp. vulgare (domesticated barley)
Lineage: Eukaryota; Viridiplantae; Streptophyta; Magnoliopsida; Poales; Poaceae
Exons: 1
Coding region: 652-993 (113 amino acids)
Source: RefSeq, a predicted model, not a curated record